Messenger RNA from Porites evermanni, 2602 nucleotides. The record is from the annotation of a GenBank genome assembly. NCBI's taxonomy places the organism in Eukaryota, Metazoa, Cnidaria, Anthozoa, Scleractinia, Poritidae.
AUGGCGAACGAAGAGGCUUGUGAAAACCCUGACAAAGUAACUUUUAAAUGCUCUUCUUGUGGUUUUGAAUGCUAUUAUGAAUAUUUUGGAAAGAGGCCUCCUUUUUCUAAGUCUGUGAUGUAUGAUCUUUUGUUUUGUGUCAAUAUGUAAUUUUUAGGGACUGACAAGAAAGAGCAUUAACUCAUAGCAAUGAACUUUUCUCAUAGACUUUUGGAAGAUGCGUAUGUUAUCCGUGACCCCUUCUCGCCAACCACAGGGCACUUGACUCUUGGUGGACAGUGUUGUUUGUGCUCAAAAGACAUUUGUGUGGCCCCGGUAAGGCUUAACUACAGAAUACCGUGACUGCAAGAGAUAGAUUCUUCAGAUUUUAGAUCUCCAAAGGUUGGCAUCUCUUUAACUGAGCCUGAUGGACAAAGGGCACAACUAUUAGGCCUGGGUUCAAAAUAAUCUCCCACCAACAUGCUGUACAUGCUCCACAAAGAUCUUGUGCGAUUCCUGGAGUGUCUUUCUCAAGUAUGCCAAAAUCAAGCAAGUGAAAGAAAGGCUCUUCUCGCUGAGUGGGAUUUGGUUUAUGCCCAGGGGGGGGCGGGGGGGGGGGUAUUCCUGGGAAUUCUUGAUGGGAGUUGGCUGCCUGGUUCUUCAAAUCCUGACCCGAUAUCAGACCAAAAAGUGCAAUUUUCCACACCCGUUUUUAGACUAGAUCUCUAAAAUCCAGUACCCGAUUUCAGACCUGGCCUUUAGGCAGAAAUUAUGUUAACAUUACUUAGAUUAGAGCACAAACAAAAAAAUUAUUCCAAUGCAUUUGGAAUUUGCAUAUUUCUCUUUCUUUCUUACUGGUUUGGGAUUGAAAUGAUAAAUGCGUUCAUACACUCCAUAUAGUUCCCUCAAAAACCAUACCAGAUUCCAGACCAAAAUGGGCGAAGUGUAUACCCGUUUUUAGACCAUAACGGCGCAAAACCCCUACCUGAUGGGGUGGCAUUUACCUAUAUGGCUUAUGGCUUAUAUAAGGUAUACCCACCCCCACCCCACCAUCCCCUCCCUCCCCCCCCGCAGGGGGUUUAUAGUAAUGUUCAUUUCCGCACUGAAAAUUACCCCUGUACUGCUGAUUUAUGUUGCAGUGAUACUGAUAAUUUAGGAUUAGUCUAAACCUAAAGUCAAGUACAUUAUUAUUAUUUUUUUUGUAAUCAAAAAUACUGGCAGUAAAGGGCCUCCUUUCUUCUCACUGGUAUUUACUUCAGAGAGAGACUAACCAUUUUACUAAUAAGCUUGGUUGGAAAUUUUUCAUUAGUUUUUCUUCUCUACUUUUAGACAUGCAGUAUUUUCUACACAAAGAGAUUUUGUGUUUCUUGUGUUGAAAAUAACCUGAUGGAAUUCCCUGAAGAAAUCCAGAAGGUACAUUGAAAUAAGUGUAGUCUCCACUAAACUGGUAUAUUUUAAUGUGGAAGUUUCCAACUUUCAGAUUAUAUGGAGUGCUGAUUUUGUUUAAUAUGUUAGACAGUUUAACUCUAUCAGACAGUAUCACUUCUGUUUUUAUGCAAGUAUGAAAAAGGAUUUUCUGGUUAUCCUGUGGUUGGGGUUGAGGGGCAUUGUGGAAGGAUCAGUCGCUCAUUAGCCAAUUUUUUUUCAAAAUGUUCUCUGGUGUUUUAGACAGAAUAUGGCAUCAGUAGGAAUCAUUGGCCACAGAGCUUUUUGUGCCGGACUACAUAUCCUAAAGGAUUGUAACAUCAUGGUUUCUCUUUAACUGAUUUAAUAAAUGAUGGGAACAUAUCCACAGCAAUAUUAUAUGUCAUAAGCUGACCUGCAAUGUUGGUCAUCAUCAUCAUCAUCAUCAUCAUCAUCAUCAUUAUUAACAGCUCUACUACCAAUACCACUACCUCCACCACCAUCAUCAUCAUUAGUGACCUUAAGCAAGGACGAUGACGAUGGCGGUGAAACCGUCAGUGAAAAAAUGAAUUUGCGUUCUUUCAAACUUAAUUGUAUUUGGACUCCCUCAAUGUGUCAAAUGCAGGCGACUUUUCCUGGAGUUGAAUUCUUAAAGGAUUUCAUUCAGGUUCAAAAAGAGGAAGGAAAAUUUGUUGUCAUAUGUCCACCUCCUCUAUAAAAUGUCAAAUUAGGAGGCUUCACAUCAUAGUCAUGCAGUGGACGUCAAAGAAAUGUACUUAAAAGGCUGAUGCACGUGCAGAGUGGUUGCUUUGAUCAUUAAACCUAUUCCUUUUUUGAAGUCGUCCUUGUGGUCGUCGUCGUCGUUGCUCAAGCUCCCUAUUAACACCUCCACAACCACCACUACCAUAAUCAUCACCAGCAUUAUCAUCAUCAUCAUCAUCAUCAUCAUCAUCAUCAUUAUCAGCAUCAACAUUAAAAGUUCUAUUAUUGCAAGAAGAUCCUGUUCCCUUUAGGCUUCUUUCAUUUUUAGGAGACUUUAAAUUUGAAAAAGAGAAGGGCAUUAUAAAUAUCUUAAUUUUUUUUAUAAAGUUAACAACUUGUUAUUUAUGGUUACUUCUGAUAUCAUCAUUGUAUUGUAUGGUUAUUCUUUUCUUCUUAUUGCUUUGUUAUUCUUUCCUCACAGGACAUUCAGAGAAAAGGUGUCCAUGAUGUUGAUUAA